Messenger RNA from Sorex araneus (European shrew), 6911 nucleotides. RefSeq names its product SET domain containing 1A, histone lysine methyltransferase (gene SETD1A). The record is from RefSeq and is a predicted model, not a curated record. The transcript is spliced from 19 exons. Gene Ontology annotation, molecular function: RNA binding; protein binding; histone H3K4 methyltransferase activity. Bases 1182 to 6287 code for a protein of 1701 amino acids. Gene Ontology annotation, cellular component: Set1C/COMPASS complex. NCBI's taxonomy places the organism in Eukaryota, Metazoa, Chordata, Mammalia, Eulipotyphla, Soricidae.
AUCAUGUAAGCAAGCGGGUGUCCCCCGCCCCCGGCCCGCGGAAGGCAGCGGGCACUAGGACCACGUUGCCGGAGACUCGCUCGGCCUACCCUUUACCACGCAGGUCACUUUAGGAGAGGUGUUCUGGGGAUGUACCCCGCCUCGGGCACGCGAAGCUCGCGUUCUUCCACUGAGCUGCAUCCUCAGCGCCCCUAGUCGGUAAUUUUUUUUUUUUUACAAGCCCCGUCCCAGGGGCCUCGACGCCCUCCCAGGCUUAUAACUUUGCAACAGCAUCCGAAAAACGCGAGCCCCCUCUGCAGGCCUCAGUCUCCCCAUCCAUCAAAUGGGCAACUGAGGCAGCUAGAGGUCCAGGGGAUAACGGUUCUAGGAGGCGCCCAACACACCGAUUGGAUGGCCGCGGUGCGCGGUAUUUUUCCACCUCCGGGCGCCCCUCCCAGCCCGCCCGGUUUCCGCGGGUCCUCCAGGAAGCGGCCCCGCGCGCCGGGCCCCGCCCACAGGCCGGGCCGCGGCGCGGGGCCCCUCCCCGGGGUUGCUCGGGCUCCGCGCUCCUCGGCCGAAAAUUCGCCUCCGGCUCCGAGGGGAGCGUGUGGCCGGGUGGGGACGGGCCCGUGCCCCGAGUGGCGCUGAUAAGAAAGCUCCAGGACAAGUGGCCGGCUCGGCCCGCUUGGGCAUUAUUUCCCGGACUCCGCCGCGGCCGGGGAAGGGACAGCGACCUGCGCGGCCCCGCACCCGUGGCGAAUCUGCAGCUCCGGCGCCCGCGGGCCGAGCCCGGCCGGCGCAGGGAAGAGGAGCGAGGAGCGCGCAUCCUGCCCGCCGCUCCGCCCCGCCCGCCCGCCUGACGAAUCUGCGCCUGUUGGACGCGCCGCUCGGCUCUGCCCAGCCCUGGCCGGCCGCCCCCCCGGCCCCGCCCCCUCCUCCUCGGGGACCAGCCGCCGCUUUCGUCGCCGCCGAUUCGUCAAGGACCCCGGGCCGGAGCAGCCGGAGAGCGGCGGGGGAGCCCAGUCUCCGGGGGAUGCGGCCCCUCGCCAGGUCCCCUGAGCAGCCACUCUCGAACCGUAGCGGGCGCCGGCCGAGGCGGAACGCUUCUCCUCGGGCCCGUGCGUCUCCCGGCGGUGCCCGUGGCGAAAGUGCGAAUGUGGACGCGGAGCCCGCUGGGCCUCUCGCAGUGUAAAUGAGCAAAGAUGGAUCAAGAAGGUGGGGGAGAUGGGCAGAAGGCCCCGAGCUUCCAGUGGCGGAACUACAAGCUCAUCGUGGAUCCUGCCUUGGACCCUGCCCUGCGCAGGCCCUCUCAAAAGGUGUACCGCUAUGAUGGAAUCCACUUCAGUGUCAACGACUCAAAGUAUAUACCCGUCGAAGACCUUCAAGAUCCUCGUUGCCAUGUCCGAUCGAAAAACAGAGACUUCUCCCUCCCUGUUCCUAAGUUCAAGCUGGAUGAGUUCUACAUCGGACAGAUCCCACUGAAGGAAGUGACUUUCGCAAGGCUGAAUGACAAUGUGCGAGAGACCUUCCUGAAGGACAUGUGCCGAAAGUAUGGUGAGGUGGAAGAGGUCGAGAUCCUUCUUCACCCCCGUACCCGCAAGCACCUGGGCCUGGCCCGCGUGCUCUUCACCAGCACUCGAGGAGCCAAGGAGACGGUUAAAAACCUCCACCUCACCUCCGUCAUGGGCAACAUCAUCCAUGCCCAGCUUGACAUCAAAGGACAACAGCGAAUGAAGUACUAUGAACUGAUAGUCAACGGCUCCUACACCCCUCAGACGGUGCCCACGGGAGGCAAGGCCUUGAGUGAGAAAUUCCAGGGCUCUGGUGGAUCCACUGAGACGACUGAGUCCCGCCGCCGCUCGUCCACGGACACGUCUGCCUACCCAGCAGGCACUGCUGUGGUGGGCACGCCUGGCAAUGGCACCCCCUGCUCCCAGGAUACAAGCUUCUCCAGCAGCCGACAGGACACCCCAUCUUCCUUCGGCCAGUUCACCCCUCAGUCCUCCCAAGGAACCCCCUACACGUCUCGGGGCAGCACCCCCUACUCUCAGGACUCUGCCUACUCCAGCAGCACCACUUCAACCUCCUUCAAGCCCCGGCGGUCAGAGAACAGUUACCAAGACUCCUUUUCCCGCCGCCACUUCUCUGCCUCCUCCGCCCCCACGACCACCUCUGCAGCCAUUUCCACCACUGCAGCCCCCGCCGCGUCCUCUGCCUCUUCCUCCUCAUUGUCCUCGUCCUCCUCGUCAUCUUCAUCCUCCCACUUUCGUGGCUCUGACGCAAAUUACCCAGCAUAUUAUGAAGGCUGGAAUCGCUAUCAACGCCAUGCUUCCUACCCACCCCGCCGGGCAACUCGAGAGGAGCCCCCUGGGGCCCCCUUUGCUGAAAAUACAGCUGAGCGCUUCCCACCUUCUUACACCUCCUACUUGCCCCCCGAACCCAGCCGGGCCUCUGACCAGGACUAUCGGCCUCCCGUCUCUGAGGCUGCGCCCCCAGAGCCUCCAGAACCUGGUGGAGGUGGGGGUGGUGGGGGGCCCAGCCCUGAGAGAGAAGAAGCUCGGAGCUCCCCUCGCCCGGCCUCACCUGCCCGUUCAGGCUCCCCGGCCCCCGAGACCACCAAUGAGAGCGUCCCCUUCGCCCAGCACAGCAGCCUGGAUUCCCGCAUUGAGAUGUUGCUGAAGGAGCAGCGCUCCAAGUUUUCGUUUCUGGCCUCUGACACAGAGGAAGAGGAAGAGAACAGCAGCACUGGCCCUGGGACUCGAGAAGCGGGCAGCGAGGUGCCUUCGGGGGCCAGUCACGGGCCCUGCACGCCCCCUCCAGCUCCAGCUAAUUUUGAGGAUGUGGCACCUACAGGGAGCGGGGACCCGGGGGCUGUCCGGGAGUCUCCUAAGGCCAAUGGGCAGAGCCAGGCUUCUCCAUGCUCUUCCGGAGAGGACAUGGAGAUCUCCGAUGAUGACAGGGGUGGCUCACCCCCUCCGGCCCCCACGCCCCCCCAGCAGCCUCCCGCACCCCCACCUCCACCCCCGCCUCCACCUCCCUACCUGGCUGCCCUUCCCCUCGGCUACCCUCCCCACCAGCCUGCCUACCUCCUCCCGCCCCGGCCUGAGGGGCCGCCCCCUCCAGAGUACCCACCACCUCCUCCGCCACCCCCCCACAUCUACGACUUUGUAAACUCCCUAGAGCUCAUGGAUCGACUUGGGGCUCAGUGGGGAGGGAUGCCCAUGUCCUUCCAGAUGCAGACCCAGAUGUUAACUCGACUCCAUCAGCUGCGGCAGGGCAAAGGAUUGACUGCUGCCUCCGCUGCCCCCCCCAGUGCAGCUUUCGGGGAGGCCUUCCUCCCAUUCCCGCCCCCACAGGAGGCACCCUAUGGUUUGCCUUAUGCUCUGUACACGCAAGGGCAGGAAGGCCGAGGGGCGUACUCCCGGGAGGCCUACCCGCUGCCUUUGCCCAUGGCCGCCGAGCCCCUGCCCUCCUCCUCCGUCUCAGGAGAAGAGGCCCGGCUGCCUCCCAGGGAGGAAAGUGAGCAGGCCGAGGGCAAAAUCUCGCCCGCGGCCGGCACUGUGGGCCGCGUGCUGGCCACCCUUGUCCAGGAGAUGAAGAGCAUCAUGCAGAGAGACCUCAACCGCAAGAUGGUGGAAAAUGUGGCCUUCGGUGCCUUUGACCAGUGGUGGGAAAGCAAGGAGGAGAAGGCCAAGCCAUUCCAGAACGCGGCCAAGCAGCAAGCCAAGGAGGAGGAUAAAGAGAAGACGAAGCUCAAAGAACCAGGCAUGCUGUCCCUCGUAGACUGGGCCAAGAGCGGGGGCACCACGGGCAUCGAGGCCUUCACCUUCGGCUCAGGGCUUCGAGGCGCCCUGCGGCUGCCAUCUUUCAAGGUGAAACGAAAAGAGCCGUCAGAGAUCUCAGAGGCCAGUGAGGAAAAGAGACCGCGGCCUUCAACUCCAGCUGAGGAAGAUGAAGAUGACCCUGAGCGAGAGAAGGAGCCGGGAGAGCCGGGACGCGCAGGGCCCAAGCCUCCGAAGCGAGACGAAGAGCGUGGCAAGACCCCGGGCAAGCACCGCAAGGCCUUUGCUCUGGACAGCGAAGGCGAGGAGGCAUCCCAGGAGUCCUCCUCGGACAAGGACGAGGAGGAUGAGGAGGAAGAUGAGGAAGAUGAAGAACGUGAGGAAGCCAUGGAUACUACAAAGAAAGAGACAGAGGCCUCAGACGGCGAGGACGAGGAAAGCGAUUCGUCCUCCAAAUGUUCUCUGUAUGCUGACUCAGAUGGCGAGAACGAGAGCACGUCGGACUCUGAGAGCAGCAGCACAUCCUGCGCCUCAUCUUCCUCUUCCUCCUCAUCAUCAUCGUCAUCCUCAUCAUCGGAGUCCUCCUCGGAAGAGGAAGAGGAAGAGGAAGAGGAGCAGCCAGCAACUGUACCCUCAGCCUCGUCACCCCCCCGAGAAGCUCCUGCACCCCUGCCCGCGCCUGUGGAGGAGCCCACGCCGGAGAAAGCGGCGGGCUCCCCCGUCACGGCCCUCCCCGAGCAGGAGAAGUCUCCAGCCAGGUCCCCAGGUUCUGUGGAGGAACCACCUCCCAGUGUGCCCCAGCCUCCCACCGAGCCUGCGGCGGGACCCCCAGCCCCUACUCCCCGCCCCGAUGAGCGCCCCUCCUCUCCAAUCCCCCUCCUGCCUCCACCCAAGAAGCGCCGGAAAACUGUCUCCUUCUCCGCUGUGGAGGACGUGCCGGCCCCCGAACCGGCUCCCACGGCCCCACCGCAGGGCAGGUCUCCGGGCCCCGUCUCCCGCAAAGCCCCACGGGCCGUGGAGCGGACCAUCCGCAACCUGCCCCUGGACCACGCUUCUCUGGUCAAGAGUUGGCCCGAGGAAGUGGCCCGCGGAGGCCGAAGCCGGGCCGGGAGCCGAGGCCGCUCCACCGAGGAUGAGGAGGCGGAGCCGGGCACAGAAGUGGAUCUGGCCGUGCUGGCCAACCUGGCCCUGACUCCAGCCAGGCGCGGGCCGCCCGCCCUGCCUCCGAGUGAGGACCUGGAGGCCCCGGCCGUGGAGACAGCGGACGAGGCCGACCACCCAGCGCCCCUCCUCAGCCACAUCCUCCUGGAGCACAACUACGCCCUGGCCGUCAAGCCCCCGCCCUGCCCGCCGGCCCCGCGGCCCCCGGAGCCAGCGCCCGCCCCAGCAGCCCUCUUCAGCUCCCCCGCCGACGAGGUCCUGGAGGCCCCAGAAGUGGUGGUGGCCGAGGCAGAGGAGCCGAGACAGCCGCCGCUGCAGCAGCGGGACAGGGAGGACGAGGACGAGGACGAGGAGUCGGAGUCGUCUGAGAGCAGCAGCAGUAGCAGCAGCGACGGGGAGGGCGCCGUGCGCCGCCGCAGCCUCCGCUCCCACGCCCGGCGCCGUCGGCCGCCCCCGCCCCCGCCCCGGCCCCCGCCGCCGUCCUUCGAGCCUCGCAGCGAGUUUGAGCAGAUGACCAUCCUCUACGACAUUUGGAACUCGGGCUUGGACUUGGAGGACAUGAGCUACCUGCGGCUCACGUAUGAACGGCUGCUGCAGCAGACCAGUGGGGCCGACUGGCUCAACGACACCCACUGGGUCCACCACACCAUCACCAACCUGAGCACUCCAAAACGCAAGCGGAGACCCCAGGAUGGGCCCCGUGAGCACCAGACGGGCUCGGCCCGCAGCGAAGGCUACUACCCCAUCAGCAAGAAGGAGAAGGACAGGUACCUGGAUGUGUGCCCCGUCUCGGCCCGACAGCUGGAAGGAACAGAUGUUCAGGGGACUAACCGAGUGCUCUCGGAGCGCCGGUCCGAGCAGCGGCGCCUCCUGAGCGCUAUCGGCACCUCAGCCGUCAUGGACAGUGACCUGCUGAAGCUCAACCAGCUCAAGUUCCGGAAGAAGAAGCUUCGAUUUGGCCGGAGCCGGAUCCACGAGUGGGGCCUGUUUGCCAUGGAGCCCAUCGCGGCUGAUGAGAUGGUCAUCGAGUACGUGGGUCAGAACAUCCGCCAGAUGGUGGCUGACAUGCGGGAGAAGCGCUACGUGCAGGAGGGCAUCGGCAGCAGCUACCUGUUCCGCGUGGAUCAUGACACCAUCAUCGAUGCCACCAAGUGUGGCAACCUGGCGAGGUUCAUCAAUCACUGCUGCACGCCUAACUGCUAUGCCAAGGUCAUCACCAUUGAGUCCCAGAAGAAGAUCGUGAUUUACUCCAAGCAGCCCAUCGGCGUGGACGAGGAAAUCACCUACGAUUAUAAGUUCCCACUGGAGGACAACAAGAUCCCGUGUCUGUGCGGCACCGAGAGCUGCCGGGGCUCCCUCAACUGAGGCAGGGCAGGACUGGUGCCCGUCCCCCUAUUUAUUCUCCUUGGUGCCCGGAGCUCCCAGCGCCCCCACUUGGUGGGCUUGGCAGGGCCCACACACCCCCACCUCCAAAUACAAAUUUGGGGGCCCCGAGCCCAGUGAGGGAUGCUCAGUCCCUUGAGGCAACUUCUACCCUCCUGUUGCCCCCGCCCCCCACCUAUCCCCUAAUUUUUUUUCUUUGCGGAGAAGAAGCUGUAAAUGUUUCAUAGCUGCCAGCAGCUGUUUCCUGUGGAAACCUGGGGUGCCGGCCUGUACAGAUCCUGUUCUUGGGGGGCUGCACGGCCUCUUGCUUUGUGUUAAUGGGGACUUCCCUUUGUGCCCAGCGUGUACCCCUUCCCAGUCUAAGGGGUCUCUAGGGGCAGUGGCCAUGUUCUCCCCCUGGGGGGGGCCCUGCGCCCCCAGUCCUAGGGACUCCGUGCCUGGAACCCUGCCUCUUCUGUUCUGCCAGACCCCGAGGGUCGCCCCCCCCACUGCUGUCUGGAAGCUCCAGCUCGGCCAGGCCAGUGGGUGGCGGACCUUCCUGAUGGGCUGGAUUGUACAUAUGUUAAUAGUGCAAACCCAACGCCACAUUUUUAUAAUUGUGAUUAA